GGCUAUUGUUUGUUUUCCCAGAAGCCACUGCUCACCGCGCCAACAAGGCCACCGGGACGAGCAGAAGUGGCCAGUCGCCAUCGUUGGAUGCUGAUCCCUGAGGAGCAGGAGUCAUGACCUCGGUGGUCCUGGUGGACGCGGGGGGGAGCGUGGUGGAGUACGUCACCGCUGAAGACGACCCGCAACACGAGGACGGAGAGUGUGAGCUGGAGCUGGAAGGAGAGGUGGAGGGCCAGUGUGAAGCUGAGGAGGAGGAGGAGGAGGAGGAGGAGGAGGAGGAGGAGGACCCAGCAGUCCUGGUGGAGGAGGUACCGGGGCACCGCCUGGCUGACGAGGAGAGCUACUCCACUCAGGUGUUGGUGUGUGGUGUUGAGACAAACGUCCUGCAGGAGGUGGACACCGAAGCAGAACCAGUGGAGGCUUCUGUCCACGGGACCAGCAUCCACUGCUCCGACAAAACCAUCGAGGCUGCAGAGACUCUGCUCCACAUGGACUCGCCCUCCAGCCUCCGAGAAGAUCGGAGUCCAGAAGCGUUCGUGCCUCAGUUUGACUCGACCCCCGUCUUCCUCCACGCCGCCAUGCGGCCCGAGAUGAUAACGGAGACGGAGGUGGAGGUCUCGACUGUGGAGUGCUGCGAGGAAGACGACGAGAUCGGAUCCUUGAUGGAAGAGUCUGAGCCCGACAACGAGCCCAUCAGGAAGAGGCGAGCUGGACGGAAGCCGAAGACGCAUCAGUCGACCCUCGCCAACGGCUCGCUGGAUCUCGGCAUCAAGAAGAAACCACGAGAAGGAAAAGCAGGCAGCACCACCUACCUGUGGGAGUUCCUGCUGGACCUGCUCCAGGACAAGAACACCUGUCCCCGCUACAUCAAGUGGACCCAGAGGGAGAAGGGCAUCUUCAAGCUGGUGGACUCCAAGGCCGUGUCCAAGCUCUGGGGCAAACACAAGAACAAGCCGGACAUGAACUACGAGACCAUGGGACGGGCGCUCAGGUAUUACUACCAGCGCGGCAUCCUGGCCAAGGUGGAGGGCCAGCGGCUGGUCUACCAGUUCAAGGAGAUGCCCAAGAACAUCAUCAUCAUCGACGACAAGACGGACAUGCCGGACGAGCUGAUGGGCUCGGACGGCGCGGCCUCGUACGAGCGCGUGCUGCCGCCGGCGGACAUGUUCCUGCAGGCCAGCGAGCUGUCCUGCUCCAAGAAGCCCAACAUCCUGCGGGGGGGCAACAGAGCCGGCCUGGUCCAGGCUCCGGCCGCCACGGGCGGCACGGCGGUGGCCGUGAGCCGGCCGGUGGUGACGGCGGCGCCGCCCAAGAUCCUGACGCUGUCCGCCAUGCCGGACGGCAGCCAGAACCAGCCGUCGCAGACGAUGAUCCAGAACGCCGCCGGCCCGCCCAGGACGGUGCGGGUGGCUAUGCAGGUUCCUGUCGUCAUGACGACCUCGCUGGGUCAGAAGAUCCCCACCGUCACCAUGCAGCAGCAGGCCGGAACGACGGGGCCGGCCGGCGCCGCCACGCUGCUCACCAACACCUCAGCCAUCAGCGCCGCCAACUCCCAGCAGAAGGUGGUGAUCCAGACCAUUCCCACGAUGGUCCCGGCCACGGCGGAGAACGGGGACAAGAUCACGGUCCAGCUGGCCAAGAUCAUCACCAUCCCGGCCCACCAGCUGGCCCAGUGCCAGCUGCAGGCCUCCGGCGGCGGCGCCGGCAAGCCCGGCGUGGCGGCGUCCCCGGCCGGCCUCAGCCUGCUGGGCGGCCCGCUGACGGUGCGGGCGCUGGCCCCCGUCAGCGUGGCCUCGGGGACGCAGGUGAUGCGGCUGGCCGUCCCCGGGGCGGGCCCGCCGCAGACGCUGGUGGUGUCGCAGGCGGGCGGCACGGGCGGCGUGGUCACGGUGACGGCCGCCACCCAGACGCCGGCGGCGGUGACGCAGUCCCACAUCAUCGGCAGCAUCAUCAACGGCACGGAGGUGUCGGUGGAGAAGCUGAAGGCGGCCGGGGUCCAGAUCCAGGCCCUGCAGGUGCCCAGCCUCAAAACGCUGCACGCCGCGCAGACGGAGGCGGCGGACGCCCAGGCGGGUCGACUGAUACCGCCAGACGCCAUAAAGACGGAAGAGCCCGAGUGUUAAACCCUCCUCCCCCACUUAACGUUAGUUUGUACAUUUCCGACAUCAUUUUUACUCGUAAUAACCAGCAGAAGUCUGAGACUCAAAGGCUUCCC
This is a messenger RNA of Cololabis saira (Pacific saury), 2215 nucleotides long. RefSeq names its product E74-like factor 2b (ets domain transcription factor) (gene elf2b). Gene Ontology annotation, biological process: regulation of transcription by RNA polymerase II; cell differentiation. The record is from RefSeq and is a predicted model, not a curated record. Gene Ontology annotation, cellular component: nucleus. The transcript has 9 exons. NCBI's taxonomy places the organism in Eukaryota, Metazoa, Chordata, Actinopteri, Beloniformes, Belonidae. The coding region runs from base 114 to 2123 and encodes 669 amino acids. Gene Ontology annotation, molecular function: DNA-binding transcription factor activity, RNA polymerase II-specific; sequence-specific DNA binding.